UUUUUAUUCGAUUCGGGUUCGGAUCGUAGAAGAUGGAUUUCGGGGCGCUGCUGCACUACGCAAAGAAGAAGAACGAUGCGGCCACCAAGGACGAGCGCCCUGGACAGGGCAAAUACUACAGCACCAAGUAUGCGCCCCCCAAAAAGGAGUCCAAGGAGUCCAAACAGCUGUCCAACAACAUCCAGAAGUUCCUCCGGAAAAAGGAGGCGGAGGAGGCGGAACGAAAGCGAGAGGAGCGCCAGAAACUCAACGAACUGCUGGCCAAAAGGGAUGAGAAGUCCAAGAAUAAGAUUCGUAAAAUGCUCAAGGUGACCAAGUCAGCGAACAAGUCCGUUCUGGAGGAUGCCAAGGACUGCGAUGGAGCAACCGAUGGCCACGAGGCGGGCGAAGGUCAGGGCGAUGACUAUGGCUAUGUGUCCAACGAGGCGAACGCCUUCUACGAAAAGUACAUAGAGAAAGUGCGGGACGUGCAGGAGGACAAGGGAUUCGCGCCCAGCAGGCCGCAAUCCCUGCGAGAUCUCUCCGGGACCAAGGAACGCGUUAAGGCGGCCAUAACCAGGGAAAGGGAGGAGGCCAGGAGUCACACGCGCCAGCGGAGCGGUACCAGCAGUACGCCAUCCUCGUCCACCGCUUCCAAGUCGAGGGAAGCCAACGUGGCUCGUUCCUACGGCUCCUCGAAAAACCUUUACGAUCCGGAGGCGGAGAAACGCGAGGAGGAGCGCAAGAAGCGGCAGGAGGAGGAGCAGCGCAGGGCUAAGGUGAAGCGACCAGCUCAGCCGCCACCCAUGGAUUUCCAGGCCCUCCUCCGCCUGGCCGAGAAAAAGCAACACGAACCCGUGGUCUUUGAGCCCGAGAAAAAGAAGGAGCCUGAGCGUUUGCUUUCCGCCCGGGAGAAACGCGAAAUGGAGGAGCGCCAGCGGCAAAAGGAGCAGCGCGCCCAGCGCGACAAGAUGCGGGAAAGCGAAGGCAAGGAGUCAUCGGCAUCGGCACCAAAACCCACCAACACCACCAAUCGCAUGGAGCCCAAUGGACGCAUACCCAAGCUGAAUCAAGCCAGGCCGGCAAAUCCGCCAAGUGAAAGCUUUAAAAAACCAGCCCCACCGCCAGCGAAAAGCAGCUCCAGCUCCUCCGGCUCCUCCAGUUCCAAUUCCCAUUCCUCUACUAGCCGUAGUCCUGCCUCAAGUAUAAAGCCCGCCAGUAAGACAGCUCCCUCGGCCGCCAAGCCAGGAGCGCCUGCAUCGGCGGGGAAACCCAGCUCCAGUUCUAGUAGGGAUGCCCCCUCCAAGAACCCCUAUGCGGCGGCCAACAAAAACGGAGCUGUGCGGGAGUUUCCGCCCAGGGAUCGGCCUGCAGUCCCGUCCAGGGAUCGACCUGCAGUCCCGUCCAGGGACCGACCUGCAGUCCCGUCCAGGGAUCGAUCCGCUCCUCCGGCGGCGGGCAAAACGCGACAGUUUCCGCCUGCGGAUGUGCAGAGAUCAUCGGGCGGCAGGCAGUUUCCGCCGGCCGAUGUCAAGAGGCGAAAACCGCAAGAACAGCCAGGCAAUAAAAGACGCAUUUACGACGACGAGGACGAGGACGAGUACGAUUCCGAGUUGGAUGACUUCAUUGACGAUGGCGACUGCGAGGAGGACAUAUCCUCGCACAUCCGUGACAUCUUUGGCUAUGAUAAGCGGCGGUAUCGCGGAAUUGACGACGAUGAUCGGGGGAUGGAGUCAAGUUUUGCGCAGAUGCAGCGGGAGGAGUUCAUCAGCAAAAAGCUGGGUCUGCAAGAGGACCUGGAGGACAUGCGCAUGGAGGCGGCGCACAAGAAACAGAAAAUGGCCAAAAAGCGGUGCAAACGCAUCGAUGACGACGACGAUGACUAGUCGGUCGUGAAAAUCUCAAAUAUCCGUAAUGCGGCCUUGAACGGGGCAUCCUCUACCAUUGUGUUAUUUUAUCUGGAGGAUGUUCCGAAGGUCGGGCAAUGCUGAAUCCGGGAGCUGUGCCUCUCGAGUUUAAUUAUUGGCCAGAUAUUUUUCAACUAAUUAUGUGCCCUAGUUUAGUACAAGCAUACCUAAACACACACACACACCUUCCGCAAGGUGCGCCUAUAUAUAUAUAUAUAGAUAAUCGUCUAUUUUUGCAAUCAGAAACACCCAACGUAAAAACUAACUUCGGCUAGCCGAUGGCAAUAUUUAAAUAAUGGCAAUUUUAUAAAAUAUAUUUCACUUUCGGUUUUCCUUCUGAAGUUUUCGCUUUCAAUAAGAAUGGAAAUUGAAUUCCAUGGCUUAUUGAGUGCUUUAAUGACCCUUUGGCUUUAAACCCUCCAAAAAAGUGCUUCGUUGCCUUGAGGAGGGCAUUUACAUAUUUACCCUGAAUUUGUCAUUCUUAAAUAAAAACCUAUUUUUAUACACUGGUUGAUUUAACGUUCUCUUUUUUUUUGUUUUUACCAAUGAAAUGUACUUUAUAUAGACCCAAAUAAAAAUUUGCAGAAUCAAUUCAA
This is a messenger RNA of Drosophila rhopaloa, 2482 nucleotides long. Its product is annotated as protein SPT2 homolog. Gene Ontology annotation, cellular component: nucleolus. The record is from RefSeq and is a predicted model, not a curated record. Gene Ontology annotation, molecular function: histone binding; DNA binding. Lineage: Eukaryota; Metazoa; Arthropoda; Insecta; Diptera; Drosophilidae. Gene Ontology annotation, biological process: regulation of DNA-templated transcription; nucleosome assembly.